Messenger RNA from Closterium sp. NIES-67, 1260 nucleotides. The record is from the annotation of a GenBank genome assembly. Lineage: Eukaryota; Viridiplantae; Streptophyta; Zygnematophyceae; Desmidiales; Closteriaceae.
AUGCACGCCACGAGACCCGUCAGCAAGCGACAUGUGCAUCAUCACUCACGACGGGUCGCGUCAGCCUCCCCGGCUCCAAGAACUCACGGCGGCCCCUUCUUUUCUUUGACAGCACCGUGUUGUGCGCUGAGUGCAUGUGGCUGCUCACCCCCUUGCUUCCUCGCAUCGUCACUUCUGUCUUCUUUCUCGCGUCCUUCAUUCGAAACUAGCACUCGGUCCUCCCAGGAGAGCUACCCGUCCCCGUGUUUCGCGCUUACCUUCUAAUUUCUCAGGAUUCGCCGAGACGUGCGGCACGGCAGCAGCCAUGGAAGCGGCGCACGAGGCGCUGGUGAAGGGCGGAGUGAUUGGCGAUGUGCUCGACGACUUCAUGCCGUCCAUGGACAUGAAGGUGAAGUACGGUGACAGGGAGGUGCAGAACGGUGACGAGUUGACACCCAGCGAGGCGGCAGCGGCGCCAUUCGUGGAGAUAGCCGGGCGGCACGAGAACGGGGACCUGUACACGCUGGUGAUGUCAGACCCAGACGCACCCAGCCCAGAUAACCCCGUAGCGGCUGAAUGGCUGCACUGGUUGGUAGUGAACAUACCGGGGGCCACCACUCUCCCGCACAGCAGCGCGGGCGACCCAGUGACGGCGUACAAGGGGCCCUCCCCGCCCAUGGGCGUGCACCGCUACGUGCUCGCGCUCUUCCGCCAGCCGCAGCGCAUCACUGCCCACGCGCCUGCCGCGCGCAAGGGCUUCAAGGCGCGGCAGUGGGCGUCGCAGCACGGGCUGGGGAGGCCCGUGGCUGCGGUGUUCUUCCGCGCCCGCAAGGAGGAGUAAUGGGCUUGAGCCGGUUCAAGCCGGCUCAUUUUUUAGGCGUCUCAGAAAUGGACUCCUCGCGCUGGGGAGGCCCGUGGCUGCGGUGUUCUUCCGAGCUUGGAAGGAGGGGUGAGGGGCUUGAGCCGUCUCAAGCCGGCUGUGCAGGGCGAGGGAAGUGGAGUGAGCAGAAGGGGAACGAGGGAGAUUCGUGGGGGCUGUGUGAGCCAGAUGACGGUGGUGGUACUAGCGUGGCAUGGCUGACAGUGUGCCAGAGGGAGAGGAAUGGCCCCAUACCCUGGGCUAUGCAGCACCCACCCCAGCCCCUUGUCCAUAUACCAAUGUUAUGUCAUGUGAAUGGGCCAUGAUAGACUGCUGCAGCACUGCAUGUGAUUUAGUACACCGAUAGCGCUGCAUAUAGUAUAUGGAUUCAACUGUGUACAUAAUGAAAGCAAUCUGCUGGG